Messenger RNA from Brassica oleracea var. oleracea, 1237 nucleotides. RefSeq names its product tubulin-folding cofactor B. Gene Ontology annotation, molecular function: alpha-tubulin binding; microtubule plus-end binding. The transcript has 9 exons. The record is from RefSeq and is a predicted model, not a curated record. Lineage: Eukaryota; Viridiplantae; Streptophyta; Magnoliopsida; Brassicales; Brassicaceae. Gene Ontology annotation, cellular component: microtubule plus-end; nucleus; cytoplasm. The coding region runs from base 376 to 1107 and encodes 243 amino acids. Gene Ontology annotation, biological process: tubulin complex assembly; cytoplasmic microtubule organization; post-chaperonin tubulin folding pathway.
AAAAAAUAACAAUAAAUCUCAGAAGAGACGUCUCUUGUGAUUCCUCUUCCUCCCUCUUCACCUUCUCCAGAACUUCAUCCCACUUCUCCCUCUACAAACCUUCCUCUAGAUUCCACCACGCUCUUGCUCGAGAGGCUUCGGCUCCGACAUUUGAAAGAGUCAGCGGCGAAACCGCAGCAGAGGCCGAGCAAAAGGUCUGUUCCUACUGAUUUCAUUGUGAUCGUGUUAAAAUAAUCAGCCGCCGCCGUCCUUGGUCUCCAAAGCUAGAACCGCCUUCAAUUCCGCGGCUGCUAAAGCGAGCGCGUCUUCACUGAUCUCAAAUCCGAUCCAGAGGAGGAGCAGCAGCAAUCAACUAGGAAAGCAAAGCAAAGAAAGAUGGCGACUUCGCGGUUACAGAUGGAAGGAGAUGACUCUGUACUUCUCCACGUAACUCACUCCAACCUCAAGAGCUUCGCUGCCGAUGUUCGUUUCUCUCCGCAAAUGAAUGUGGAAGCUGUGAAGGAAAAGCUAUGGAAGAAAUGCGGGACAUCUGUUAACGCUAUGGCUUUAGAGCUUUAUGAUGAGAGUGGCUCCAAGGUUGCAGUCCUCAGUGAUGAUACGAGACCACUCGGUUUCUACUCCCCUUUUGAUGGGUUUCGGUUACACAUAGUAGAUCUUGACCCUUCCUCGGUCACAACUGGAGGGUGGCUUGAAGAUACUUCAUUGGUUGAGAAGUAUACUAUCUCAGAAGAGGACUAUGCUAAACGAACUGACAGUUAUAGGAAAUUCAAAGAAAAAAUAGUGGCUCAGAAGCCUGCUGCUUCUGACGUUAAGACGAAGGAGGACUUCAUGGAAGAUCUCUGUGCAAAUAUCAAGGUGGGAGAUAGAUGCCAAGUUGUGCCCGGGGAGAAAAGAGGAGUGGUUAAGUACGUUGGACGAGCAGAGUCGUUGGGUCCUGGCUAUUGGGUUGGGAUCCAGUACGAUGAACCCCUUGGCAAACACGAUGGCAUGGUGAAAGGAACAAGAUUAUUUGAAUGCCCUCAGCUUCAUGGUGGUGUGGUCCGGCCAGACAAAGUAAAGGUUGGUGAUUAUCCAGAAAGAGACCCAUUCGAGGAUGAUGAAAUAUAAGCUUUUCAAACCAGCGAAAGGAGUUUGAAAGAUUUGCUUUGUAUUUGCUUUUUGUACCUCUUGUUUCGGUUUUCAAAAGAGUUUGUGAAACACUCAAUGCAACAACACUUGAAAAGUAUUUUAACUUUGA